Molecule: messenger RNA, 1025 nt
Organism: Suncus etruscus (white-toothed pygmy shrew)
Lineage: Eukaryota; Metazoa; Chordata; Mammalia; Eulipotyphla; Soricidae
Gene: CEP20
Product: centrosomal protein 20
Exons: 5
Coding region: 42-548 (168 amino acids)
Biological process (GO): cilium assembly; microtubule anchoring
Cellular component (GO): motile cilium; centrosome; ciliary basal body
Molecular function (GO): protein binding
Source: RefSeq, a predicted model, not a curated record
CCUGCGCCCGGGCGAGGCGCGCCCCUGGCGGCCGUUGAAAGAUGGCGACCGUGGCCGAGCUGAAGGCUGUUUUAAGGGACACCUUGGAGAAAAGGGGUGCCCUGGGACAUUUAAAAGCCCAGAUUCGUGCUGAAGUAUUCGGUGUCCUCGAUGAUGACCAGGAGCCCCGACCAACACUGUCACAUGAGAACCUGCUCAUUAACGAGUUGAUCCGUGAGUACUUGGAGUUCAACAAAUACAAGUACACCGCUUCUGUGCUCCUGGCAGAAUCUGGUCAGCCGCCCGUUCCACUGGACAGACAAUUUCUCAUCCGGGAACUCAAUGCAUUUGAAGAAUCAAAGGAUAAUACAAUACCUAUUUUAUAUGGGAUUUUAGGUCAUCUCUCAAAGAGAACUCCUGAUGACUUCCCAAGCGCCUUUGCCAUAGGAUCUUCUCAUCAGCCCAGCAGCCUUGGCCUCAACCGACAAGCCAGUGGGAGAAAGAAGAGGGGUGGUCGCCCGCGGACAGAGAAGGAAAAUCCCCAUGUUUCUCCAGCUGUGAAGAGAUGAUCUUCCCAUCAGAGCAGCCUUCCCUUCACCUUAUAGACUCUAAAUAACUUAUUUCUUUAUUCUCCCCAUGUUACCCAAACAUUCAAUGAUAUUUAUACUUUCUAGAGAUCAGAGUUUCUGGAAACCACUAAACCCCUCAUGUUUUACUGCAUUUAAAAAUAAAAACAAACUCUGUCGUUGAAUUUAACUUGAUUUGACACAUGAGAAAAAUGUCAUUUUUAGAAGUACUGUAAACUUCGCAAGAAAUAGAAGGCUUUGUGGGGGCUUUUGGGUUUGUUUUAUUUUGUUUUUAUUCCGGUGCCCUAUGUGGUCCUAAAAUAAGACUUCAGGUCUGCAGAGUUGUAACUUCUGCUCUUUAACGUGACGCAUGAAUAAAAACUUCCUUUGGGUGGGAAUUUUCAUGGGAAAAUCUACUCAGGUUUUUAAAAAAAUAUGGAAAAGGACAAUCAAGUCAGAAAUAAAGCAAAUUUCUCUGAA